AUGAUAUUUGAGGAGGAGCUGAAGCUCGGCCGCAAGAUCGGCUCCGGCGCGGAGGGCGAGGUGUUUUUGGCCAGGUGGAAGGGCAUCCAAGUGGCGGCCAAGGAGUUCAUCGUGCGGGGCGGCAAACACGGAGAGAAGGAGGCGCGCGAGUCUCUGUUCAAAGAGAUCAGGAUGCUGGCUGACCUCACAAACCACCCAAACGUGGUGCACUUCUGCGGCGUGUGCCUGCGCAAGGGCAAUUUGAAGCCCCUGGUGGUGACGCAGUAUUACGAGAAGGGAUCAGCGCACCAGCUGCUGUUAAAGGCGAAGUCGCGGCUGGACCUGGCACCGCCCGCCCGCAAGGAGGAGGCCCUGAGAGAGCUGCGGGAUCUGAGCUGGGCGGGGCGCCUCAAGAUGCUGCACAACGUCGCAGCCGCCAUGAUGUUUGUCCACUCCCAGGGGGUGCUUCACGGGGACCUGCGCUCCCCCAACCUGUUCGUGGACAGCCACGGGAAGCUGGUGGUCGCAGACUUUGGCUUCGGCGAGACCCUGCCGCAGGGCGCCCAGGAGGUGUCCGUGAAAGUCACGACCAACCCGCGCUGGGUCGCGCCAGAGGCGAUGCACACCCGCCGCAUAUCAAAGGCGUCUGACGUGUACAGCUUUGCGAUCAUCAUGUACGAGGUGGGCGGCGUGACGGACGGCGGGCGCAUGCUGACAUGGACUAUGCCCUACCACAACUGCAACGACGGCACGGUGUGCAUUGCUAAGCGGAUUCAGGAUUCUAACUUCGUCGGAGUGACCCCGGAGGUACCGCAGCUGCCGCCCGACGAGCAGCUUCCCCUGGCGCCCCGCGGCCGUCACCUGGAGCAGUACAAGCAGCUCAUGACGGCCUGCUGGGACCCGGACCCAUCCAAGAGGCCCACGUUUAAGCGGGUGACCGCCCUGCUGGAGAAGCAGCAAAAGAUCGUGGACUGCAGCGAUGGCAUUAACUGUUGGGUGAUGCUUUUGACGUGA
Messenger RNA from Monoraphidium neglectum, 993 nucleotides. RefSeq names its product LIM domain kinase 1. The record is from RefSeq and is a predicted model, not a curated record. The transcript is spliced from 10 exons. Bases 1 to 993 code for a protein of 330 amino acids. Gene Ontology annotation, molecular function: protein kinase activity; ATP binding. Gene Ontology annotation, biological process: protein phosphorylation. Lineage: Eukaryota; Viridiplantae; Chlorophyta; Chlorophyceae; Sphaeropleales; Selenastraceae.